This is a messenger RNA of Cadophora gregata, 249 nucleotides long. It is a transcript of the gene LSM6, whose product is annotated as U4/U6-U5 snRNP complex subunit lsm6. The coding region runs from base 1 to 249 and encodes 82 amino acids. The record is from RefSeq and is a predicted model, not a curated record. NCBI's taxonomy places the organism in Eukaryota, Fungi, Ascomycota, Leotiomycetes, Helotiales, Ploettnerulaceae. Gene Ontology annotation, cellular component: U4/U6 x U5 tri-snRNP complex; P-body; sno(s)RNA-containing ribonucleoprotein complex. The transcript has 3 exons. Gene Ontology annotation, molecular function: RNA binding. Gene Ontology annotation, biological process: mRNA splicing, via spliceosome; maturation of SSU-rRNA.
AUGGAGAAUGGUACUCCCACCCAAGGCGAAGGCAAGGACCCUUCAGGAUUCUUGAGCGAGAUCAUCGGUAGCUCAGUUACUGUCAAGCUGAACAGCGGAGUAGUCUACAAGGGAGAGCUACAAAGCAUUGAUGGCUACAUGAACUUAGCGCUGGAGAAGUGCGAGGAGCAUGUUGAUGGCGUAAAGAGGAGAAGUUACGGUGAUGCUUUUGUGCGGGGGAACAAUGUCAUGUACAUCUCCGCAGAUUGA